This is a messenger RNA of Macrosiphum euphorbiae (potato aphid), 435 nucleotides long. NCBI's taxonomy places the organism in Eukaryota, Metazoa, Arthropoda, Insecta, Hemiptera, Aphididae. The record is from the annotation of a GenBank genome assembly.
AUGUGGUCGUCGUUGUGCAAAGACUACGAGGAUACUCAGUUCAGUCCAACCAGGUCGUCGUCAUGCAACAGGUCUCAACAGUGCUGUACCAACCGAUUACCGAGCAACCACCGCAACAACAGAAUCCCCCACCGCCACCGCCCCCGCUGCAUCACUAUGUACCCGAAGAUUGACUGCAUGUUCUGCGGCGGCGAAGGCAUCUUACCACCCCGGCACCAACUGCAGUCUCCGUCUACGGCCCUCGCAGCAGCAUCAGCAACAGCGGACCGUCACUACCAUGUCGCUGGCUUUGUUGUUAGCCGGUUUUCAAGUACACGUUUGACCAAUACAGGUGGUCCUGACUAUACCUGCCCGACAUUCUCCGACUCCGAUGUUCCUAUGUGGUUCGAAGCGACCAAAGCCGAACACUGCAGGGGCUUUAUUAUUUGUUCAUAA